AUGCGAUUGUUGCUCGUGUUUGCUCUGGCCGCCUUCCUUGCGCCUGGAUUGUUUGUCACCGCACAAACCUCAGUUCCCGGACGCCAUGAGCUUAACAACCUUCGAGAAAGAGAGGCCACUCCGAGCACGACAACUGCCAGUGAAACCUUCAGUGACACAGCAUCACCAAGCGUGACAGAAUCGGCGAUAACACACAGCAAUUCCACGGCGUCUUCGAAUGCAACCCUCCCAGCAUCCACAACUACAGCGUCCCUGAAUACCCCCGAUGCCCUUCCUAUCCAGCCCACAGUUACACCUGCUCUGGGAAUCGGAGGUUUCAUUCUCAUCGUCGCAGGCGCUGUCCUCGCAGUGAUAGGCAUUCGGAAUCUGAGGGUACAAGUCUUCCUAUCCACAGCUUUUCUGACUAGCCUUGGGGUGACGGGGGCGUAUCUUGUUGCUGUAUUUUUCACCGGCAUUACAUUCGGCGCGCUUGCGAUUGUUUUUAAAGAGUUGACCGAAGGCCUUGGAUGCCUACUUGGGGGCUUUUGCAGUAGCAUGUGGCUGCUUUCUUUGAAACCGGGGGGUCUUCUCACCACCACUGAUUCCAAGAGUGGGUUCAUUGGCGCAAUCUCAGUUGCCUUCUAUGCCUUGUCAUUCAGCCAUCAUACACGUCCUUACGGACUGAUCGUGUCAACGGGUAUUUCUGGAGGCACCGCUGUUGCGCUUGGAAUUGAUUGUUUUAGUCGGGCAGGGUUGAAAGAGUUUUGGCUCUACAUAUGGGUUAUCAUUGCUAUCUUGGGCGUAGUCUCACAACUGAGGCUAUGGAAAGUGGUUCGUGAACGUCGACGGAAGGAGAAAGAGAAGCGCGACGAAGAGCAGAAGAAGAAGGAACAAGCCGAGGCCGAACUUGGACGAAAGCUGGAAGAGGAUAAUAUGCAAGAGCGGAAAGAGUGGGAAGCGAGAUAUGGUGGUGCUGAGCCAGCCGCGGGCGUUUCGGAACUCGCAGAUGGCGCAAAAUGCCAGGCAGACGAGAUGGAUGCUAUGGAGAAGGGAGACGCCUAUGAAUUGAAAAGCAUAGCCGAGACAUCCGAAGGCUCCUACCGCUGUUCCGAUUGCAGAGAAAGAGAGGCAAACAGCGAUGCUGGGUCAGAUGUGACGGGAGCGACUGAAGGCGACUUCGACCAUGGACCAGCUGGAACGGCCAAAGAAAUAUCAGAUAAGUUGAAGGAGGAAAGUGGCCCACUUCCGAUCAAGGUCUUUGACGGCGCAGCUGCAGCCAAGAUAAAGGACGAUAAAAGUUCUGAUAUGACGGCCGUCAUUGGUUCAGAUACUGCAACGAUACGCUCAAAGCGACUUUCCGGACCAUCGUGCAUGCCACGGACUUCUCGAAACGACGAAUUGCCCAUUUCUCAGUCUCAAGAGGCCCUGGUGUCCGUUGACGAUGGUACUUCAUCCGUGCAUGGCACCGUAGACGAAGGCGGCAACCUAGACUCAGAUUGCCCUACUGUUCACGAUGAUAGCGGUGGAGUUACGGAGAAAGUUCCAGAGUCGGACGAGAAGCGUUACAUCGACGAUAACGAACAGCAGCAGGCAGAAUCUAAGUACCAGCCCCAAGGCAGACGGUCAUCAAUAGAUAAGAAGUCUCGUGUGAGAAGCACUCAGAAAGAAAGCGAGGAACCGCCCACGGCAGCCAUCGAAGAAAAACUUGGGAAUUAUGAGACCAAAGGGGGCCUCGACGCAAAAUCGCAUACCGCAGCUUCGGAGAUGUCAUUGACAAUGGUCAACCGACAGAGUAAUGGAAGUUCUGGACAUGACUCUGACAUGGUCCAAGGCGAAGAAAAACUUGAAGGACCCUCAUCAACCCAGGGUGAAUGUCUAGGCGAGUCAGCUGUUGAGGAAGGAAGACAACAGGGAGAUGCCACCAGAGACACAGAGACUGCAGCAACUGACUUGGAAGAUCACGAUCGCGAUAAAUCCCACUCGGGAGGUCAUGAGAAGACUGACAUCACCGAUAGUCAAGAUCAGAAACCUCAUGCAGAGAAUCCAUUGCCGCCGUCGUCUCAGAGCGGGAAUGGAAACAAGAGGGUAGCCUCCCAUGACAAACGCAAAUCUCCAGAGCCACAACCCAGAAUUGAGCCGGAGCCGAUCAAACAUGAACCUCCCAAGUUGAGCGAAGAUACUGUAAGGGAACUGCCUAAGCGGACAUCUAAAGUGGUACAAUCCUAUCGAACAAAUGAGUGGGCAAAACACCUGGCCGACGCUGAAGCUCCUGAGUUGGAACCUAUCAAGCCGAUCGAAGAAGAGCAACCAGAGUAUUCUCCUGAUGCGGAGGAGGCUGCAGUACCCGUCAACGUCGAAGAACUACUGCAAACACCGUUCAAUGCACAGCCUCCUCCAGCAGUAGAGCCCCGUGUCCAAGAUAUUCCAAGCAGACGUGAGAGUCGACGUGUCUCCAGCGGUUCUCAUAUGGACCAGAUCAAGAAGAAGACGCCCCACUCUCCUCCUCAAAGUGCACAGCCGCACUUCAGCAAUGAUGGAUAUCAUAUGAAUCCGCUGCUCGGGAGUCCUGCGGUUCUAGAAUCACCCCAGGACGAAACAGAGGCUGCUAAACCCCAGUGGAGAGGUCCCCCGCCCCUGAUAGCUGUACGAGAGGACAUGAUGCGAAACAGGCUAUCUUCAUUUUCACUAAGCAUGGAUCCGUACUCACGAACUAGUCCCGGGCAAUCGCCAGUCGAAAAUUUGCAGCGAUCGUUUUCAUACCGAGUCCAUGACGGGGCAGAUGACAUGCCGCUGUCCCAACGUCGCGCAAUGUUAUCCCAGCAAACAGUCAUGAGCCCACCUCCAGCGCAUACUCCCUAUUCAACUUCAAGGCGGAACCAUGCAAGCGGGCCUUCCCCGACCAAUACACCAGCCGCGAUGGCAGCAUGGCGGGAAUCUGUUCAAGAGGACCUUAGAGAUAGGCGUAACCCUCUCGGCAAACAAAGCAGCUCCAUGGUCCCUACAGGUCCCCAGGACCGGAACCCGCCAGCUUAUACUCCGUCGCAACAGCGACCCUCUUCAAAUCAUAUUGGGAAUGCAAUUGCCGAGGGCAUGCAACGAGGGGACAUGAGCGACCUGCAUCGCGAAGCCAUGCGACGGAUGCAAGCCAAGGCAAACAAAACCGUAAAAGGGGCGUGA
Aspergillus niger is the source of this 3156-nucleotide messenger RNA. RefSeq lists its product as uncharacterized. The transcript has 5 exons. The record is from RefSeq and is a predicted model, not a curated record. Bases 1 to 3156 code for a protein of 1051 amino acids. NCBI's taxonomy places the organism in Eukaryota, Fungi, Ascomycota, Eurotiomycetes, Eurotiales, Aspergillaceae.